Molecule: messenger RNA, 1677 nt
Organism: Naegleria gruberi
Lineage: Eukaryota; Heterolobosea; Eutetramitea; Acrasida; Naegleriidae
Exons: 1
Coding region: 1-1677 (558 amino acids)
Source: RefSeq, a predicted model, not a curated record
AUGAAACAACAAUCCCUGAGUACAAGCUCGCUCACCCUUUCCACACCAACUUCUCCAACCUCUCCACUAUCACCUUCUCGAAAGAAAUACUCAACCUCUCCUCUCGCUUCUCCUAUUUCACCCUCUUCAUCUUCUCCACUAAUGCAAACGGCACUCUAUAAUAAUCAUGUUCAUACCAUUCUGAAUACACCAACAAAUGCUAAUCAAACAGUGGAGAGUUUAUUGAUGAGAUUGAUAGAAGAUGUUGUCAUACAAUAUACUAUUAAUUUUGAAGCUUGUUUAACGGACGAGUUGGCAAUUUUGCCUGCCUUUAGACAAUUCUUGAUAUUUGAACAUAAUUUGAGUAGUUUGGAUUUUAUUAUUGCCUAUGAUGAUUUUGUCAAUGAAAAAGGAAGUAGAUAUCACAAGGCUUCAGGAAUCAUCAAGAGAUUCCUCGAGGAUAUGUCAUCAGACCAACUUAACCUUACAGAUAAUGUUAGAAAUGAUGUGAUAAAUAGAUUUGAAAAGUAUGAUGAAAAUUCAGAUAUUGAUAUAGACCUUUUUGAUAAUUGUAGACGUAUUGUACAUAUGGAAUUGAGAAAUGACAACUUUUCAAGAUUCUUGUCGAGUAGCUUCUUCACAGGUUGUCUCUUUUCACUAGUUUCAAAAGAAAUUACCAUUCCAAUGACAAACAAAUCAAAUCAAUUGAGUCAAGACUAUGUACAAGAGUUUAUGAAAACUUUGGACAAUAAUUUGAUCUAUUUUGGAGAAAGAAGACAAUCCAAUGCUCAGCAAUCGAGUAAUAGUCCUGCCAAUUCUUCUAGGUCAGGAAAUCUGUCAGAUUCCGAAGUAGAUACUGAAUCAACUGCUUCCGACAUGUCUACAAAACAUAAAAAGGUGGAAAUGAAGGAAGCUCUCACCAACUUGUUAUUGGAAAAGGAUUCAAAGAUUAUCACUGAUCAAUACUAUAACCUUUUCAAAACUCUUUCGGAGAUGGAUAUUUGGAAGGAAAUUUACGAUUCAAAGAAUGUGACCAGUUAUAUCAGUAAGGAAAAACUCGUAUCCAAGGGCAAGUUAAAGAGUAAAUCCAAAGGAGGAUUGAGCAUUGUUAAGGAAGUUUGCAUUGUGGAUGAUUUACCAGAGGAAAUUCUCUAUGCAUUCAUUGAUUCGAGAUUAACUAAAUUCUCAGAACCGAAUGUAACUCACACAAAAUUCAUUGAAUUUAUUGAGGAGAGUACAACUUUUGAUUCCCUGGGAAAUCAAAUCAAGACCUACCCUAUCAGUUGUUCAUCCACUGUUGUUAAGACUCCGUGGCCUCUCGAUGAUAGAGAAAUCUAUGCUUGUACCAGUGUCAGAAGAGAACCAAAUCAAGUGACCAAUCAAAUGACAAAUUAUUCAGUUCUCAGAAAAUCCUACGAGCCCAGUACACCUGUAAAGAAAGGAUGCAUCAGAGGAUACUUUUUCGGCGCCAUUUUCAUUGAACAAUUGAAUGAGAAACAAACCAAAAUGACAACAAUAUCAUUUAUUGAUAUUGGAGGUAAAGUACCAAGUGGUGUCUGGAAUAAGAUUAUUAAAAUGAGGGGACCACAGGUUUCUCUCAAUUUAGAAAAGGCACUAAAGGCAAGACGGCAGAUGUCACAAAUAGAACGAGAAGUUACAUCAGAGCAUUCUCUCAAAAAGCUUGAUACAUUACACUGA